AUGCCAGAGCGCUUAUUUCGAGCCUCCGAAAAGUUGAAGACCGUUAUAAAAAUGAAAUCCUGGUCACCGACCCGUUCGCGAAAGCAGUCGAAGGAGGAAUCGGGCCGGUGCCAUCUCCUGGAACUGCCCACCGAGUUACUAUUGGAGAUUGUGUCUCAUCUGACCGUGAUCCCGGAGGCUUCCCUUGCGCUAACGUGCAAACGCAUGUUCACGAUAUCCGGAGAAAUUCUGUCGUCCAAAUCCCUCCGCUUCGGCCGGGAUUUUGCUCCCCUUUUCCAUCAUUACCGCAAUGGACACAACUAUGUCACCCCGCGAUGGCAAUUUAUCAACCUCCUCGAGAAUAGCCGCUGGCGGGCGUGCUCCAAGUGCCUGAAACUGCAUCCCCGUGCCGCCUUCACCUCCCGGGAACUAAGACGCAAGUCAGAGAACCGAAGUUGCAAUGUUGGCGAACUCGCAGGAAUCGUUGAUCUUUGUCCAUGCAAGAAGUUGACGUUCCGAGAUAAGAUGGAGCUGGUAAACCAUCUUCGCAUCCGAAAGAUCUCCGUGAACGCCUUGAAGACACAAUUCGGUGAUCAUGUUGGGGACCGUUACUGCUGGCAUUCAUGUAUUGAGCAAUAUGGACCCACUGAAUUGAAGGUGUCACUGUUUCCCGAACUCGACGAAGCGGAUCAGUUAAUCAUUCGGACCGAAUAUCAACUCACGACAGAGUCGGGCCAGGUAGGCAAGGAGGAGUUCAUGACUCCUCGCUUUGGAUGUGCGCAUCGAUCGGUAGAUCUAUGGCUUUCAAGUGUCUACCAAACUACCAUAUGUCGCAUGCUCGACUCUUUCUGCACAUCCUGUCGCCGCAUCUCAGUCUGCGGUGCAUGCAAUACGACCCUGAAAUGUCCCCGAAAACAGCCAUUCCGUUCCGAAGAAUCUGGAAAAGCGACAUAUUUCUUUUGGACUCAGCGGUGCCUCGGGAGCACAGACCCUGUUCCUGACGCUGCUUGGGGUGCUCAGAGAAUCCAUCCGGCAGAGCCUUCCAUUGGGGUCGAGAAUUGCAAUGAGCUCUGCCCUUGGACUGUACGUGAACAUCCACCCCUCACAUUUGCACCUUCUAUAGGCGAAGAAAUCAUUCAACCUGCCAUGAACAACCAAUCUAUCAGUUCGUUAUACUCGUCGAUCCGCAUGUUGUAG
Penicillium macrosclerotiorum is the source of this 1176-nucleotide messenger RNA. RefSeq lists its product as uncharacterized. The record is from RefSeq and is a predicted model, not a curated record. Gene Ontology annotation, molecular function: protein binding. The coding region runs from base 1 to 1176 and encodes 391 amino acids. Lineage: Eukaryota; Fungi; Ascomycota; Eurotiomycetes; Eurotiales; Aspergillaceae. The transcript has a single exon.